UCGUACCUAGUCUUUCAUGGGUUUGCCGCCCAGAAAUAAAUUUUUAUCGUUGACUGCUGACAUUGCUGCGGAAUCAGUGAAUCUAUUUAUCGGAAUUUACCUUGAACUCUACCCAAUGAUGGCAUCUUUACGAAGAUUUUCAAGAUUUGCGGCAGUAGCUUCAGCAGCAGUAACGUUUUCGGGAGCAUACAUCGUCUUCAACAGCACAAGAAAUCCCGCGCGCGCUAGCGCUGACACUUCACCCGGCUUCGAGAGCUAUCCAGAGGAAUUUGCAGAUCGUCAUCUGGUCAAACCUUCUGGUUUACGAUGGGACCCGAACUGGGAUAUGUGCAACAAAGGUGAAAAGAAGUCUAAGAAGAAGGACAAUGGUAAGAUUGAAGAAGAAUCGAAAGAGAUAAAGCCCACAGCUGUACGCCAUCUUGUGUUUAUAAGACACGGGCAAUAUUAUUUAGACGCUGCAAAUGACGAUGAUAAACGAUUGACCGAGCUAGGAAGAUUACAAGCAAACACAACUGGCCAGAGACUGAAAGACCUACUUGUAAACCUCAAGUACACCAAACUAGUUUGCUCUACUCUAAUAAGAGCCAUUGAAACAGCAGAUAUCAUUACAUCAUAUCUUCCAGAUGUACCGAGGGAGACAUGUUGCAUGUUAAGGGAAGGAGCACCUAUCAAGCCUGAUCCUUCUUCACCAAAUUGGAAACCAGAGAAAAAGCAGUUUUUUCAAGAUGGCCCUCGCAUUGAAGCUGCUUUUAGAAAAUAUGUCCACAGAGCAGAUGUUGAUCAAGUGGGAGACAGUGUGGAAAUCUAUGUAUGCCAUGCAAACGUAAUUAGAUACUUCGUAUGUAGGGUGCUUCAGUUUCCUCCAGAAGGAUGGCUUCGUAUGGGCAUGGGUCAUUGUGGAAUAACAUGGUUAACCAUCAGGCCUAAUGGGAGGGUGAGCCUUAGAAGUAUGGGUGACACUGGCCAUUUACCACCUGAACAGUUGUCAUCAUAAUAACAGUUGGUUGUUCAGCAAGCCAAGUUCAGCUGAUGUGCUGCAAAUUCUAUGACAAAAUUUCGGGAAGACUGUGUGUUAGUAGUAAAAUAUAAUUUUAAAAUGUUAAAAGAAUUGUGGAUGCUCUGAUAGCUCAGUGUGAGUUCAUCAAGCUCCAUUACCUCAUAAAUAAUAAUAUAACAUGGCCUAUUGUGUGUUGCAUGCUCAUACUUUAUCAAUUUAUAAUGCAUAUCACUUGUAUCAUAAGUUUGAGCUCAUGCAAUUUCUUGAACACUGCAUAAAGGAUAUAGUAAACUUGCUCCUCGUGCAUUGAAUUUUUAAAAUACAUUCGGAUGCAUUUAAUAAUUAAAUAUACCUAUACAGUUAAUACAGAUAAUAAUAACGAACAGAUACCAGACUGAUCAGUAAUACAGGUGUUCAUAAACAUGUACAGGAACAUAUUUGUGUGUAAACUAAGUACAUGCAGUUGAGCUGCAUUAUUCUGACCCCAAUCGGAAACUGUGAAUGGAUAAGGGGUUCAAUAAAUCAGUAACUGACUUGGCCCUUGUUUGGGCUAAAAGAAGUGGUACGGUGGCUAAGGGCGAGCUAAUUCUAAACCAGUUCACCAUAAUGCAGAUUUCCUAGUGGUGAAAUUGUUGUUUUUUUUAUUUACACAACUUGAAAAUGAUGAAAUGUAUUUAUUUGUUAAGCACUAUUUUCCGUAAAAACAUGUAUAUUUUGUAUCAUUUUAUGUUCUCACAUUUUUCAUUACUGUUGUAAAUCACAUUAUUUUAUACAUCGGUACUGUCAAGAAUGCAAAAUAAAGUUUUCCUCUUCAAGUAAUUAUCCAGCUCUGCAUGCAGUUUUUUAAAUACUAUACACCUUUUAGUCAAUGUGGUUAAUUUACUUAAAGCAUGCAAUAUUACCCAAUUGUUGUCCGCUCUGCCACUAACCCGAACUUGAAGUUACUUUUUGUUGCCUUAUCACUUUAUGCUAGACUCCAGCUGUAUAACAAAACACUCAAUUACUGGUCCUUUGAUAAAAUAUUUGAUUAUUAAAAGUUAAAACUGGGUUGGCCGUGGCAUACAAUAUUAGUGUUGUUUGAGGUUAAGUGACGACAACAUAUUUUUGUUCGAGUUAAAACACCAUUUGGAAUUUUAGAGGCAGAUAUGUGGGUUUCGGUGACAUCGGAGUGAAAGCAGUCUCAUCAAUUUGUAAUUUGAUAUUUUCUGUUUGAUAAGAAUCCUUCUCUAAGGAGUCUUGCGUUGCGAUCCAUGUGACGGCUUUUAUAUGUCAUAAUUAUAAAAUCUUCAAGAGACAAUGGCGAAAAAUUAUUAAAAGUUAUGAAAAAUGUUAGUA
Molecule: messenger RNA, 2332 nt
Organism: Orbicella faveolata
Lineage: Eukaryota; Metazoa; Cnidaria; Anthozoa; Scleractinia; Merulinidae
Product: serine/threonine-protein phosphatase PGAM5, mitochondrial-like
Biological process (GO): peptidyl-threonine dephosphorylation; positive regulation of mitochondrial fission
Cellular component (GO): mitochondrion
Molecular function (GO): protein serine/threonine phosphatase activity
Source: RefSeq, a predicted model, not a curated record